AGCUAACUAUAAAGCAACAUCAUUUUAUAUGAUUGCAUGAGAGUUCAAGAUACAUAGCUCCAAACCAUCUUAGUCGUGUCUCAAAAACAAUAAUGGAAAAUUUGAAAUUCCCCCAUGAAAUUUACAAUUAUUGAGACAUCCCAUGUUUUUACAUGGAUGCAAAGAGAGCUAGGAAAUCAUAUUGACAAGACCAUUGUCCUAACACCAGCCUUACCCAAAUUCUAGAUAGAGUUAUGCAAAAAUAUAGUUUUCUUUUUUAUAUAUUUGUGAGUGUUCGGACCAGUUUGUGCGCACCUCGACUAAUCUUACGAGACAACCGUCUGACCCUACUACAUUUGGUUGUCGAAGUAACUUGUAGGGUAUUAAAUCCUAGUAGGUGGUCACUAUGGUUUGAAGUUCCCAUUCACUCUAAGCCUUUUGCUAUUUAGGUUGGUCCUUAUUGACCAUUAGACCACACCAUAGGAAAUAUAGUUUAAAACAUGCAUUCCCUGAAUAGAAAUUAAAUCACUUUAUAUCUAAGAAAAAGAGAAUAGUUCAAGAUCAUUUCUUUUUGAACUCAUAAUUAAUCACAUCUAAACCAAAAUCAAUUGAAGGCUGUUGCUCCCCUUUUCAAAAUUUGAUUUCAUGAAGAAAUGACAGUAAAUAGUACAAAAGGAGAGAGAGACUUUGAUUCACCAAAGGCUGUCCCAAGUCAAGCUUUAUUGGCCUUAAAAAUGACCCCCGACCCCCACUUGGAGGAGAAAACAAACAUAAAAUAUAAACAGAGUGAUUAAAAUAAACAUAAAUCCACAUCAUGAUCACGAGAUAUGCACAAGGAGGGUGACUUCCUUCUAUAAUAAAACCCAAAAUCCAAAUUGUGAUUCCAAAAUUUGGAUUGGAUUGGCCUUUUAUUUAUUCUAUCCAAAAUCACAUGACACCUUCAAAUUUUCUACUGAAAAACCUCCCUGUGUGGAAUUUCACUUCAUCAUUUUGUCACAAAAAUAAAGUAAAAUAAAACAGGGUCAUGCAGCAGAUUCACAGGCAUUAGCAUCUUUUUUCCUAUUAUAUAUAAAUUCUUAGAUCCAAACCUCUGUCUUCCCUUCCGAGAUCUGUUCAUAUAUCCUAGAUUUAGGGUUUGGCCAUGUGAAUGGUUAAGGAUUCAAAUCCGUUAAUCACUGAUUCUAAUAUUGCCAAACUUGAGAGGAUAAAGUUGGACCAAUAUUUUUCUCUUUUUUUCUCUUCCAAUGGAAAUGAAGGAAUUGGGAUUUGUUUAUUUGUUUUUGGAGGAGGUUGUAGAAAAUAGCAUGGAUCAGGGGAAGCUAAGCCAGUGGACAACUAAGGCCCAACAAGAGAGAUAUUUUAGUACCAAUAACAAAAACCUCAAUUGUUUUAAAAAAGAGACCAUCUACAAGACAAAUAAGAAAUAAUAAAGGAUAAUCAUUUUUGUAGAACUGUACUCAAAACAUAAUUGCACUAAAUCUUAAUUGAAAAAACAACCCCCCAAAAAAUCAGCCUUACUAAGGAUAAAAACGUGAAGGAAAGCAAAUAAUCACUCAUAUUUUUGGGAAUAGUUAGCAGCAACAACGCUAUCACAUAAAGUUUGGACUUGGGGGCCAUAAUUGUUAAUACGACCUGGUUGGCUGAAAGCAAUGCCAGGUGACAAAAUCCCCCAACUUUUUUGAUAUCCGGCAUUUAAUUCACCCCAUUAGGCCGAAUAACUGUUUGUAAAAAGUUCUCAGAGGACAAUUGUUAAGUGUGCAAAGUCACUUGCCGUCAUUGUGAUUUGUGCCCGUCUCUCUCUCUCUCUCUCUCUCUCUCUUCGACUUCUUUGAAUUAAAAUUUAAAAUACAGUCUUCCACCUUCCGCCCACCUCUCCUCUUUAUGAAUAAAAAACUGCAAAGGAAACGCCAACCAAAAAUUCCAUCUCCCUCUGCACCCCCAUCAUGGCCUAGCUGUUCUUCUUGGAUCCCAGGAUUCUGGGCAUUUGAAUUGUUUUUUGCUUAUAGUUUAUAGAGACCUAAUUUAAGACAUCGUAGACCGCAAGACAUGAUUUGGCUUCUCUUGUUUUUGGCACUCCCUAGGCUCAAACCCACUUUCCUGUUUCUCUCAUUGGAGUUUGUAGUGUAGUUGUAAUGCCUGUAAAUUCAUGGACCCUCCCCUCAGCUAUCCUAAUUCUCUGUUUUUCAGUCUUCCCUCUCACAACUUCCGCCAUUAACGAACAGGGUCAAGCUCUACUCACUUGGAAGCUAAGUUUUAAUGGAUCAAACGAGGUGCUACGUAAUUGGGACCCCAACAACGAAACGCCAUGUGGGUGGUUUGGAAUCACUUGCAACAACAACAGAGAAGUAGUGGAAGUAGUAUUGAGGUACGUGAACUUACCUGGUGAAGUUCCAUCGAAUUUCUCUUCACUGUCAUCUUUGAAUAAGCUCGUCUUGCCGGGAGCAAAUCUCACUGGUUCCAUCCCGAAAGAGAUCGGUGCUCUUAGUCAGUUGAGUACCUUGGACCUCAGUGACAAUGGCCUCACUGGAGAGAUUCCAACUGAAAUAGGUGCGUUGCUAAAUCUCGAACAUCUUCGCCUCAAUUCGAAUCAUCUCGAAGGGUCAAUUCCUGCAGGGAUCGGGAAUCUCACAAGCUUAAAGGAGCUGAUUCUCUUUGACAAUCAGUUGAGCGGUGAAAUUCCCAAUAGCAUAGGAAAUUUGAAACAGCUUGAAGUGAUUAGAGCUGGAGGGAACAAGAACUUACGAGGUUCUCUGCCGGAAGAAAUUGGAAACUGCAGCAGCUUGGUAACCCUGGGUCUGGCUGAAACAAGCAUCUCGGGCUUUCUUCCGUCUAGUCUUGGCCUCCUCAAGAAGCUUCAGACAUUGGCAAUUUAUACUGCCCUUCUCUCCGGCCAGAUACCUCAUGAACUUGGCGACUGCACUGAGCUCCAAAAUGUCUUUCUCUACGAGAAUUCGAUCUCCGGCUCAAUCCCAAGCUCGUUAGGAAGGUUACAAAAUCUCCAGAGUCUGCUACUAUGGCAGAACAAUUUGGUCGGCGUUAUACCGCCGGAGCUAGGUAGCUGUAACCAGUUAUUAGUCAUCGACGUUUCGAUUAAUUCCCUGACGGGGAGCAUUCCUUCAACAUUUGGGAACUUAACGUUGCUCCAAGAAUUGCAACUGAGUGUAAAUCAAUUAUCCGGUGAGAUCCCCAAAGAGAUCGGAAACUGUCCGAGAAUCACUCACAUCGAGCUUGAUAAUAACCAAUUCACCGGUACGAUCCCCUCCGAAUUGGGAAAUCUCACCAAUCUGACAUUGCUGUUCUUGUGGCAAAACAAGCUCGAGGGAAGUAUUCCACCCACCAUUUCCAACUGUCGCAAUCUGGAGGCCGUGGAUUUAUCACUGAACGGGUUGACAGGUUCAAUUCCGACGGGAAUUUUCCAGUUGAAAAAGCUAUCCAAGCUUCUGCUCCUCUCAAACAAUCUCUCCGGCGUGAUACCGCCGGCAAUAGGUAACUGUUCGUCUCUAUUUCGGUUCCGAGCGAGUAACAAUAGGCUCACGGGAGAAGUUCCGCCGGAGAUUGGGAAUUUGAAUAACUUGAUUUUCCUGGACCUCGGAAACAAUCGCCUCACUGGAGCGUUGCCUCCGGAGAUUUCCGGGUGUAGAAACUUGACAUUCCUUGAUUUGCAUUCCAACUCCCUAGCAAAAUUUCUUCCAGAAGAAUUCAACCAGCUUUCUUUCCUCCAGUACGUUGAUCUCUCAAAUAAUCUAAUCGAAGGGACGCCGAAUCCGAGUUUUGGAUCUUUCAACUCGCUCACGAAACUCGUUCUCUCAAACAAUCGAUUCUCGGGGCCUAUACCGACUGAAAUCGGUUCCUGCUUGAAACUACAGUUACUAGAUUUAAGCGGCAAUCAACUCUCGGGGAACAUUCCACCGAGCUUAGGCAAGAUUCCUUCACUUGAAAUUGGUCUCAAUCUGAGCUUAAACCAAUUAACCGGCGAGCUUCCGAAGGAGUUUGCUAAUUUAGACAAGCUCGGGUCGUUGGACCUCUCUUACAACCAGCUCUCAGGCGACCUCCAGAUGCUGGCGGACAUGCAAAAUCUCGUAGUCCUCAAUGUAUCACACAACAAUUUCUCUGGACGCGUACCAGAGACGCCAUUCUUCACGGAGCUUCCUCUGAGCGCUCUCUCCGGGAACCCGGACUUGUGCUUUUCUGGCGAAAAAUGCUACGCCGAUAACCACAGCGGAGCCUCUCGCCACACGCUAGCGGCUCGAGUGGCCAUGGUGGUGCUACUGUGCACGGCCUGCGCACUGCUACUAGCGGCAGUUUAUAUCAUUCUGAAAGACAAACAUUCAUGUCGCGGAUGCUCCCAUGGGUCCCGCGACGAAAAUCCAGAAGCCGGCUUCGACAGCGACGUGGAGCUUGGCUCAGGCUGGGAAGUGACUCUGUACCAGAAGCUCGAUCUCUCAAUCUCCGACGUAAUCAAGUGCUUGACGCCGGCCAACAUCAUCGGCCGCGGCAAGACCGGCGUCGUCUACAGAGCCUGCAUCCCAUCAUCAGGUCUGAUGAUCGCCGUCAAGCGAUUCCGAUCAUCAGAGAAGUUCUCGGCGGCGGCAUUCUCAUCGGAAAUCGCUACAUUGGCAAGGAUCCGGCACCGGAACAUCGUCCGAUUGCUAGGGUGGGGAGCGAACCGGAGGACGAAACUGCUGUUCUACGACUACUUGCCGAAUGGGAAUUUGGGCGCGUUACUACACGAGGGAAGUGGGCGCGUGGGGCUGGAGUGGGAGAGCAGAUUCAAGAUAGCGUUGGGGGUGGCGGAGGGAUUGGCUUAUUUGCACCACGACUGCGUGCCGGCGAUCUUGCACCGGGACGUGAAGGCGCACAAUAUUCUGUUGGGCGAUCGCUACGAGGCGUGCUUGGCGGACUUUGGGCUCGCCCGGUUGCUUGAAGAUGCUCACAACGGUUCGUCUUCAGCGAACCCCCAGUUCGCUGGCUCUUACGGCUACUUUGCACCUGAAUACGGGUGCAUGUUGAGGAUCACAGAAAAGAGUGACGUGUAUAGCUACGGCGUCGUUUUGCUGGAGAUAAUAACGGGCAAAAAGCCAGCGGACUCGUCAUUCGCGGAGGGGCAGCACGUGAUUCAGUGGGUGAGGGAGCAUCUGAAGAAGAAAAAGGACCCGGUUUCGAUAUUGGAUCCGAAACUUCAGGGUCACCCGGACCCGCAGAUCCAGGAGAUCCUGCAGGCCCUCGGAAUUUCCCUCCUCUGCACCAGCGACCGCCCCGAAGACCGGCCGACGAUGAAAGACGUGGCCGCUUUACUACGCGAGAUCCGGCAGGACCAGCCGCCGACAGCGGCGGAGGCCGCCGACAAGCCGCCCAGGAACAGUAGCAACGCGACAAGCUUGGACACAGCGACGUCGUUUUCGUCCUCCUCUUCCACGGCUCCUGCGAGUCAGAUGCUUUUGUCGCUGCCCCUCCAGGAGUCGUCCCGUUGCUCUUACGCUUCGCUGUCGUCGUCGGGCGCGUAUUUUCCACGCAAUCAAUGAUAUUUUUACUUUUUCUUUUCUUAGUUCAAUUUAUAAUUAGCUUCUGAUUUAAGCAUUAGGAAGGAAGAUUAAGAUUAAUUAAUGUAUUUUUGGGAUAAUUAGAAAUGGUAAUGUAAAGGAUUUAGAUCCCCUCCUUUUUUUCCCUUCCUUUUUGAUAUAUGGACCAAAAAAAAAGGAAGAAAAUUUUGUGUAAAUUCGUUAUUACUUUGGAGGAUGUAUUUUUCUUCUAUGGUGUCUUUCAUAACUCUGUUUUAUUGCCAUUUAAUC
This is a messenger RNA of Momordica charantia (bitter melon), 5768 nucleotides long. RefSeq lists its product as uncharacterized. The record is from RefSeq and is a predicted model, not a curated record. Gene Ontology annotation, biological process: protein phosphorylation. Gene Ontology annotation, molecular function: protein kinase activity; ATP binding; protein binding. Lineage: Eukaryota; Viridiplantae; Streptophyta; Magnoliopsida; Cucurbitales; Cucurbitaceae.